CCCACAACCCCCUCAACCUAUCUCAUGGAGUGGGCAUCAUCACCAGAAGGCCGUUCUGCCCUCGCCGACGCCGAACGCCUUCGAAAGAAACUCAACUCCCUGUUCUUCUACCCGCCCACGUUUACGAAAGGAACCACGAAACAGCAGGAUGAGGACGCCAAGAAUGCAGAGCUCGAACACUACGCUAAGCUCUCGUGCCGAGCCUUGUGCGAACAGAUGUGGGCCACGUUGCCCCGAGAACUUCGGGACGCCGUGUACGAGGACAUUGUUGGUCCAUCAUUGAUCCACAAGCCGGCCUUUUGGAGGCGUAAAAUGCGUACGCUAGGUCGUGAUGCACAUUGGUGGAACGGCGAGUAUGUUGGCAAUGAAGUGCUUCGGGAACUUGCCGAGACCUGGUAUCGCACACAGCGGUUCCGCUUCUCAUUACCGGAGGCCAUUCCGAAGUACCUGGAUACAGACGAAUUCGGACUCGGAAUCGAUCCCACAGAAUUCAUCGCACACGUCGAGCUUGUUCGUGUUCAAAAAGGGGGUUUUCAGCUGCGCCGCUCAAAAUUACGACGACAGCCCGAGUGUUUCGCCACGCUCAAGCGCGAUGAGAGACUCGCAGGCAUCAAGUGCUUAGAGCGUCUCAAACGUCGGGCCGAUAUCCAUAUCCGCAUGAACCUUGAGCGAUUUCUGGAAAAGAAGAAUCCGAUUGCUGACUCGAUCGAGGAGUUUACGCCACUGUUUCCGGUGCUGCGUCUGCUUCAAGAUGCCGGCUGUAAAGUCUAUGCUCACUUCCACGCGGAAUGGUCUUGGAGCGUGCGGUGUCUUUGUGUAGGGCCGUUUGUCGAAGCAUGGACGAAACGGAUUCCGGGAGGGCAAUAUACGAAGGUCAAUUAA
This is a messenger RNA of Trematosphaeria pertusa, 882 nucleotides long. RefSeq lists its product as uncharacterized. Bases 25 to 882 code for a protein of 285 amino acids. NCBI's taxonomy places the organism in Eukaryota, Fungi, Ascomycota, Dothideomycetes, Pleosporales, Trematosphaeriaceae. The record is from RefSeq and is a predicted model, not a curated record. The transcript has 2 exons.